AAUGAGAAACAUAAAAGAAAUAAAAAGUCUCUUAAAGAUGCUCUAACAACUUAACAUUAAGAACAUCAAUAUUUUGCUUGCAAAAGUGCCUCUAACCCACCUCUCACAAAAUGAGCCAAAGCGGUCAGCUAUGAAACUCUGAUAUCAUACAUAAAUAUGACUUUAGUAGUUUCAUUCCCAACUUUGACCUAAUUGACUCUGAAAACAUGGUAAUAAAAACAAUUCAUUUAUCUGCAUUCACAACCAUGAUUUGCAAAUUGGUUAUGAGAAAGUGUUAAUUUACCAUGUGUUUGAGUGAUGCCGGCAUUUGAACUAAUUUGACCACAUACUGCUGACGGCUACAGUGAAUUUUCAAAGUGUUGGUCAUGAGAGGACUUUUCCUCAAGUUUACAUGUGAAUUGCAGUUAUCCUUUGUAAGUCAACAAUGGAUGCUCAUAUGCUAUUUCCUCACGGCUUGCUUUGACUUUGAUGCAGACCCAACAAAAACUUUACCCACAAAUAAAAUGAAAGAAAAAGUUCAAAAUAAGAACCAAUUCCCACUACGAAUUGUCAUUGAUAAUAUGUUUUAAGAUGGGACUCAAAAUCAUGAAUCUGUUUUCAUCCUUUAAAUAUAUACUGCAUGUUUUAUUGUAUCUAUCCCUAUUUCAUCAUUCAUCAUUCUGCCAACAAGAAUACAUAAGCAACGAGACUUUCUUCAACUGCGAUGAUAAUGCUGCAACCUCAAAAGGGUACCUCUGUGGUAUUGGCCAUAUCAACUCCUGCAUGUCCUUCGUCUCUUUCAGGUCCCGAACACCUUAUGACACCGCCAUCACCAUUGGCCAUCUAUUUGGCUCUGAAGCAUCUGAAAUUGCUUCCCUCAACCAUAUGUCUUCCUUGACUGACAAGAUUCCUAUGGAAAAGUUGAUCUUGGUACCCGUUUCUUGUACAUGCUCAGGAAAUAUCUUCCAGCACUUUACUCCUUUCACUGUUAAAAGUUCAGAAACUUAUUUUGGGACAGCUAACAAAACUUACCAAGGCCUGACCACAUGCCAAGCACUGAUAGAUCAGAACUACUACGAUCCUGAUGAUAUUCCGGUUGGAUCAGAGUUGAUGGUUCCAGUGAGAUGUGCCUGUCCUACUGAAAAACAAACAGCAAAUGGAGUGUCUUCCCUUCUAACAUAUACAAUAUACAAGGAUGAUGUCAAGGGGGUUACAUCUAUUGGAGAGAAGUUUGGGGUAAACCAGCAGAGCAUAUUGGAGGCAAAUAUGUUGUCUCAAAACAGCACUAUCUACCUCUUUACCCCUAUUUUGGUUCCACUGAAAGGAGAGAGCUGUUCCAUAUAUCCUGAGUUGUUCUUCUGCAAAUGUCCCAAUAGUUAUCUUCCGGAUGGGAAUUGCAGAGCUAAUGAUAAAAGUUUUCCAGUCAAAUUGGUUGCUUCAUUAGGUGUUGGCAUUGGGAUUGUGUUUCUGUGUCUGUUCCUUUUGGGUUACAAAUUUUAUAAGUGGUUAAACACAAGGCAAAUCAAAAUACGCAAGAAGGCAUUGUUCAAGCAAAAUGGUGGAUUCCUGCUGCAAGAAAAAUUGGCAUAUGACGGAAGCAGUCAGAAAGCAAAAAUUUUCACUGCAGAAGAGCUGCAAAGAGCAACGGAUAGCUAUAAUCAGAGUCGGUUUAUUGGCCAGGGAGGUUAUGGCAGAGUUUAUAAGGGAAUGUUACCCGAUGGUAGCAUUGUUGCUGUUAAAAUGUCAAAAGCAAUAGAUAGAAAUCAGAUUGACCAAUUCAUCAAUGAAAUUGUCAUUCUGUCGCAGAUUAAUCAUCGAAACAUUGUGAAGUUACUGGGUUUUUGUUUAGAGACUGAAGCUCCAUUGCUAGUAUAUGAAUUCAUUUCUAAUGGAACACUUUCAGAACAUAUUUGCAAGAAAGACCCUGAAUCAUCUCUUUCAUGGGAAAAUAGAUUAAGAAUUGCUUGUGAUGUUGCCCGUGCUUUAGCAUACAUGCAUUCUGCAGCUUCAAUUCCCAUCUUUCACCGAGACAUCAAAUCUUCCAACAUACUACUAGAUGAUAAGUACAAUGCAAAAGUGUCCGACUUUGGGACUUCAAGAUCAGUCCCAGAUGACAAAACUCACUUGACAACAGCAGUACAGGGAACUUUGGGAUAUAUGGAUCCAGAAUACUUACAAUCAAGCCAGUUCACAGAUAAAAGUGAUGUCUAUAGCUUUGGAGUUACACUUAUUGAACUCCUAACCGGGAAAACCCCAUAUUCUUAUGCUAAAGAUGAAGGGAAUAACCUGGUUGCAUCAUUCAUUUCAUUGACAAAGGAGAACCAACAUUUUCAGCUUUUAGAUCCUCAGGUGGCUAGAGAUGCUACGAAGGAGGAUAUUCAGGCUAUUGCAGAGCUGGCAGUGAGAUGUUUGAAAUUGAAUGGCAGGAAGAGGCCUACAAUGAAACAAGUAUCAGUGGAAUUAGAAGUACUUUGCAAGAGCCAGAGGUGUUUGCAAAUCGAACAUGAGCCAGAGUUACUGAAGGAUAAGGCAUUGAAUAUGCAUGCUACUUUUGAUGCCAUAGACGAAUCUAUGGAGCAAAGCAUCAGUUUCUCCUUGGUAAUGGAAUCUGGUUCUGUUUAAAAGAAGCUUUAUACGGGAAGCUUCUCUUUCCUAGUGUUUAUUUCUUACAAGUAUGCCAUGUCAUAGAAAAAAAUUACGUGCUAUUUUGUUCUUCUUUAUAAAGAAAAAAAUGUAAUCUUAUUUUUUUGAAAUCACUGCCUAUGCAGACCCUUAAUGGAUGCCUAUACUCAUUAGUCAUUUGCAAUAACAUAAGAAGCAUAAAAUACUAAAAAAAGUGGGAGUAAAUCACACAAUGCUUGAAUCAACAUAUGAAGAGAGGCUUGUGUUAAAUACCUUAAGUUCUUAUUAGCAUAGAGAGUGUACUAGAGACAAAUAUGUUGGCAAAGAACAGCAUUAUCUAACUCUUCUAUCCUAUUUUGGUUCCAUAUAGGAACAAAUAUUCAAAUGGAAAUUGUACUGCAAAUCCAGAAAAAAUUUUCUUUAAACGCUCCCAUGAUUACCAUGGAGAAUAAUACCUAAAGGGUCUUCUUUUUUAUUUAUUUACCUAUUUUUUACUUUUUUAUUUUGGGUAAAUAAUACCUAAAGGAUCUCAAAUGCACAUAAAUUAAACUCUGUCAAUUUUUAUAAUCUCUGUCAAUUUCAGAUAUCAAUUAAGGGUUCCUUUGAUCAAUUAUUGUAGUACAGCAAGUUAGACGGCGGAAACAAGCUC
Messenger RNA from Ziziphus jujuba (common jujube), 3250 nucleotides. RefSeq names its product wall-associated receptor kinase-like 22. Gene Ontology annotation, molecular function: protein kinase activity; ATP binding. NCBI's taxonomy places the organism in Eukaryota, Viridiplantae, Streptophyta, Magnoliopsida, Rosales, Rhamnaceae. The record is from RefSeq and is a predicted model, not a curated record. The coding region runs from base 571 to 2601 and encodes 676 amino acids. Gene Ontology annotation, biological process: protein phosphorylation. The transcript has 2 exons.